Molecule: messenger RNA, 474 nt
Organism: Medioppia subpectinata
Lineage: Eukaryota; Metazoa; Arthropoda; Arachnida; Sarcoptiformes; Oppiidae
Source: the annotation of a GenBank genome assembly
UCGUCCCAAUCGGAGCCAAAACCGCCAAAACUUCCGCCGAGAGAUUUCGAGAAGAAUAGAGACAAAGCCAGAGACAAGAGCCGCGACGCCAACAAAAAGCAUAGCAAAAACAGUACCACUAAUACUAAUCCCAAAGUACACACUUUGGGACCCAAACCCGACUACCAGGAAGAAAAUAUAUACUCUUUGGGUCAACAAUCGAGACAAUUGGACGACCCGUAUUAUUGUGGAUUCAGCGCUCGAGUGCCCAACUUUGCCAAACGUCAGCCAAUGUCGCCGAAAGCACAACAGCCGAGUGCUGGUCAGUACGGCUACGGCUAUCACAUGCGAAAAGUGCCGUCGAGUGGGUUCUUGAACUCAUACCUCAAGACUAUACCAAAUCACUCGCGCUCUGCCUCUUACGGGUCUUUCUACGGGUCAUUAGACAGCGAUAGAGCGUUAGCCGUGCGGUUCAGCGCCACUACUAAUUCGUAA